Molecule: messenger RNA, 1967 nt
Organism: Raphanus sativus (radish)
Lineage: Eukaryota; Viridiplantae; Streptophyta; Magnoliopsida; Brassicales; Brassicaceae
Product: 4-substituted benzoates-glutamate ligase GH3.12
Exons: 4
Coding region: 13-1737 (574 amino acids)
Cellular component (GO): cytoplasm
Molecular function (GO): acid-amino acid ligase activity
Source: RefSeq, a predicted model, not a curated record
AGAGAACCAAAAAUGAAGCCAGUAUCCAACAACAACGAAAGAUGGGAGGAGAAGUUGAAGGCCUUAACUUUCAACGUGAAGCAAAUACAAGACAACUUGUUGGAGGAGAUACUCACACCUAACCUAAAAACUGAGUACCUCCAACGUUUCCACAUGGAUAGAUUUGAUAAAGAGCUUUUCAAGAAGAACGUACCGGUCGUGACCUACGAAGAUAUUAAGCCUUACAUCGAUCGUGUUGUUAACGGAGAGUCAUCAGAUGUCAUGUCAGCUCGCCCUAUUACCGGUUUCUUGCUAAGCUCGGGAACUUCAGGAGGUGCACAAAAGAUGAUGCCAUGGAACAACAAGUACUUGGACAAUUUAACAUUUGCAUAUGAUCUUCGUAUGCACGUUAUAACCAAGCAUGUGAAAGGUUUGGAGGAAGGAAAAGGGAUGAUGUUUCUCUUCACUAAACAAGAAUCCAUUACACCUUCUGGCUUGCCUGCCCGAGUCGCAACCAGCAGCUAUUUCAAGAGCGACUAUUUCAAGAACCGACCAUCUAACUGGUAUUACUCGUACACGAGCCCUGAUGAAGUCAUAUUAUGUUCUAACAACACACAAAGUCUAUACUGCCAUUUGCUAUGUGGCUUGGUCCAAAGAGACGAGGUUGUGAGAAUGGGUUCCAUCUUCGCUUCUGUCAUGGUCCGAGCAAUCAAGUUUCUUGAAACUUAUUGGGAAGAGUUGUGUUCAAACAUCCGAACAGGCCACCUCAGCCAGUGGAUCACCGACCUAGGUUGUCGAAGUUCGGUGUCUUUAGUCCUUGGAGGGCCACGUCCUGACUUAGCAGACACCAUUGAAACCGUAUGCAACCAGAGUUCUUGGGAAGGUAUAGUCAAAAGACUAUGGCCAAACACCAAGUAUAUCGAAACCGUUGUUACUGGUUCAAUGGGACAGUAUGUUCCCACGUUGAACUACUACUGCAGCGACCUUCCUCUCGUUUCAACAACUUACGGUUCUUCGGAGACUACGUUUGGGAUCAAUAUAGACCCUUUGUGCAAACCCGAAGAUGUUUCUUACGCUUUCAUGCCUAACAUGUCUUACUUUGAGUUUAUAACAAUGGAUGGAGACAAGCGCGAUGUGGUCGACCUUCAAGAUGUGAAACUUGGGUGCACUUAUGAACCAGUAGUCACCAACUUCUCCGGAUUGUAUAGAAUGAGAGUGGGAGAUAUCCUCAUGGUGACUGGUUUCUACAACAACGCGCCACAGUUUAAGUUUGUAAGAAGAGAGAACGUGGUCUUAAGCAUCGAUAGCGAUAAAACCAACGAAGAAGAUUUGUUUAAGGCAGUGAGUCAAGUCAAGCUCGUUCUCGAGUCAUCUGAUCUCAUGCUUGUAGACUUCACAAGCUAUGCUGACACCUCGACAUUCCCGGGUCACUACGUGAUUUACAUAGAAGUAAAGGACAAGGAGGGAGAGAGCAAGAAGAAGAAGUACGUAGAGCUCAAUGAAGACGUGUUCUCCAAGUGUUGUUCUGUGAUGGAGGAUUCGCUUGACAAUGUUUACAAGAGAUGUCGGUUCAAAGACGGUUCGGUCGGGCCUCUGGAGAUAAGAGUGGUGCGUCAAGGAAUGUUUGAUUCUCUCAUGGACUUCUUUAUCUCACAAGGUGCUUCCAUUGGCCAAUACAAGACUCCUAGAUGCAUUAAAUCAGGAAAGGCCUUAGAAUUUAUGGACGAGUGUGUGGUUGCCAGGUUCUUUAGUACUUGAAAAUGUUUUUUCUUUGAUUAUAGGCCCAAGAUUUGUUUAUAAAUAUGUUUGUUGGGGAUGUAUAGAAUCGUGUUGCGGUAAUAUUGCUCAUGUGCCUAUGCUGUGUACUACUGUAGUUUGUCUGAAUGGGAAGUGUUUUUGAUAAAAAGGAAAAACAAAACAUUAUCGAAGUGGGUUGGGCUUUUCAAGAGUAACGGGUUUUAAUAAAGCCCAAUUAGCUAUGAAAUGAA